Messenger RNA from Lathyrus sativus (Indian pea), 915 nucleotides. The record is from the annotation of a GenBank genome assembly. Lineage: Eukaryota; Viridiplantae; Streptophyta; Magnoliopsida; Fabales; Fabaceae.
AUGUGCCAAUUCGACGACGAUAACUGGGUCGAAACGGCCAUGGCUGACGUCAACUUAGUCGCCAACUUCCUUAUCACCAUGAAGAAAACAUCGUCUCCUCCGUCUUCUUCUUCACUCUCUCCGCCUCUUAAUCUGCGCUGGACCGUUCGUCAACGCCGUUCCAAGUCCCGCACUCGGAAAAUGAAAACCGAUUCGACAAGAGCAAGUCCCACGACGCCUCUUUCCUGGAGCGCCGCCACUUCCGCCAGUGGCGCCGACGAAGAAUCCAGUCGUCUCACCAAACCGGUUCACACUUCAAGAUCUAAGGUUGAGGAGCAAUGUGAAGCCAGUGGCAACAAAAGGCUACGAAAGAAAAGGUCACUACCUGAACUACUUGAGGAAGAGAGGUUGCUUUUGAAAGAAAGGGGAAAUUUGAAAGAUAGAGUGGCAUCCAUGCAUCUCAAUGUUGAGAAACAAAGAUCUAACAAUGAAAGCUUAAAGAAAAUGAAGCUUGAUUUGGUGUCACAAAAGAACACAGAAACAGCCAGAAUCUCUCUUGUGCCAGAAAAGAACACAGAAACAGCCAUAAUCUCUCUGGUUUCUGGAAAAGCUGUUCUUCACACACCGCAGGUUGCGGAUGCAAACUGCGGUUCAUCAUCUAACUUAGUCCAAGAGAAGAAAUCAAUUGUCAUUACAGAGGGUGCUUCGUCAUCUAAAUUAGUCCAGCCUCAGACAGUUCAAGAGAAAAAAUCAGUUGUCAUUACAGAGGGUGCUUCAUCAUCUAAAUUACUCCAGCCUCAGACAGUCCAAGAGAAGGAAUCAGUCAUUACAGAAGGUGCUUCCUCAUCUGUGCAACGGGAGAUUCAUCAAGAGGUUAAUAACCGAGAAUUACCAUUCCUGCUGCCUGAUCUAAAUCUACCUCCAGAGGAAGAAUAA